This is a messenger RNA of Cavenderia fasciculata, 1146 nucleotides long. RefSeq lists its product as uncharacterized. Lineage: Eukaryota; Evosea; Eumycetozoa; Acytosteliales; Cavenderiaceae. Bases 1 to 1146 code for a protein of 381 amino acids. The transcript is spliced from 2 exons. The record is from RefSeq and is a predicted model, not a curated record.
AUGCCGUUUGUGUUUGUCCCUCUCAUUUUUUGUUUUGGAUCAUUUGCUGAGCAAGACUCGACUUGUUUGAUUAAAUUAGAGAAGAGUAAUAACACACAAGUAAUAGAAGAGAAUAGAAAGAAGGAGGAGAGGAUGAGUACUGGUAGUAAAAAGUCAAACUCAACAGUUAUACAUUACAAGAAAAACAAUAUAUUCUACAAGAUGAUGGGAUCUGGAUUCCUCUUCUUUGAGAUGACUGGACAGUCGGUCGUAUCAUUCUACGAUCACAUCCUAUCAUUCCCAGAGAUGUUUAAUAGAAGUCUAAGAAGAAAGAAUGGUUUCUUUUUCAAGAUUAAUCAGUCUUAUUUGAAAUGGAGAAAUCCAAACAAAUCGAAUAUUACCAUUAAGGCUGCUACCUCUACCUCUACCACCAAUACUCAAGACGAUUCAACUACAUCAUCAUCAUCAUUUGACUCAAACAACAUAUAUACUACUACUACACCAACUCCAUUAGAUACUGCCUUUAUCAAUACUACUGACACUACACCAACUAUAAUCUCUGCAACAUCAACUCCAUCAUCUUCAUCUCCAUCUCCAUCACAAUCAUCAUCAUCAUCAUCAAAAGAACAACAUUUAGAAAAUGAAUUAGCAAGAUUGAGAGCAGAGUUUUCAAAGAUUAUGGCUGCCAAGUCAACCAACUCAACCAAUACUACUACUACUACUAUAUCAUCUACACCAAUGCCACCACCACCUCCACCACCCCUUCCACCAGUGUUCAAGGCAACAGCACUAAACAUUAAGAAAAAGAAUAUCAAUGGAGUUGCACCAGAUGUCAAUGUCAAUGCCACACCCACAAAGUCAAUGUCUAUCGGUGACAUUCUUCGUAGUGGCAACGGCAAGGUACAACUUAAAAAGUCAGAUGUAGUCAGAUCACCAGGUGGUACUCCAAUUAGAGAUGUCACCAAUAAACCAUCUGUCGUUUCAACUCAAGAUUUUAUUGCUAUGGCUUUGAAAAAGAAGUUCCAAAAUGUACAUGUAAAUGAUUCACCAGAAGUCAAAAAGAAAAAGACUGGAGUGAAGAAAACUUCAAAUGAUUCAUUCUUUUCUGAUUCUGAUGAUGAUGAAUUUGUAGACAACAAAGAAAACAAAUUUAUUACAUCCUAUUAA